AUGUCUCCCACUCCUAACCCUCUUCUAAGCCGCAUUGCCUGUACGGUGAAAUCAUGUAUCAGCACAUUCUCAAACAUCGGAGCAAGAACACAGCAUUUCAAUCGGGUCCAUCGGAAAAAGCCCAAUACAGUACCUCAGCUCCAAACAUUCGAGAACCAGCAGGCCCCCAACGACCAGCCCGACGACGACAGCCAUCCUCUACCGUCCAUCGACAAUGACCAUGGCUACACGCUAAUGGAUUUUGACCAUGAAGACGACUGCGACGAUAGCCGAGGUGCAGCCACCCAGUCAAGUAAUGCAGGAGUUCAUCGAAAGCGCACAGCUCAUAAACGUUUGGAUGGUAUCCGAUGCUCCAAGGAUGGUAUUCAUCUCACCAACGACGAGAUUGCCGAUGGCCCCGUUGCUGCCGCCCAGUCCAAUUACGCACCCUUCAAUGACCGAACUCAUUUCGAAAUCGGCGAUUUUCUCUACCGUCGUGUCCGCAUGCCGGCUGGCCGAGUUGACGAGCUCAUGACGCUCUGGGCUGCCCAUGCUGUGAUGACUGGAGGAUCACCUCCAUUUCUGAACAGCGACGACCUCCACAAGACCAUCGAUGCAAUCACACAUGGCGACGCUCCCUGGAAAUCCUUCUCAAUCUCAUACAACGGCAGCGACAUCGAUCCUAACGGCACCAGUGCAAGUUGGAAGUAUCAGGAGUACGAAGUGUGGUUCCGGGAGCCAUUGACAGUCAUUCGGAACAUGCUCUCAAAUCCCGACUUCGACGGCGAGUUUGACUAUGCUCCCUACCGUGAAUUCAACCACGAGGGUGUCCGGGAGUUCAAGGAUUUCAUGUCAGGCGACUGGUGCUGGGCCGAGGCGAAUAAAAUUUACCGCAACCAUCCUGAAACUCGCGGCAACCUUCUUGUUCCCAUAAUCCUUGGGAGUGACAAGACUACGGUGUCAGUUGCGACUGGCCAAAACGACUAUUACCCCCUCUAUCUCUCGAUCGGCAACAUUCACAAUAAUGUACGACGUGCACAUCGAGAGUCAGUAAUUCCUAUUGGAUUCUUAGCUAUCCCGAAAAGUGAACGCAAGCACGAUUCCAACCGCACCUUUCUCCGAUUCCGACGCCAGCUCUUCCACAAAACCCUAGAAGCAAUCCUGAGCGGUCUCAGGGCAUACAUGGAGGACAUUCCCGACAUCGUGCUUUGUCCUGAUGGCUUCUAUCGACGUGUCACCUAUAGCAUUGGGCCUUACAUUGCGGACUAUCCAGAGCAGGCGCUUCUCGCUUGCGUGGUGCAAGGAUGGUGCACAAAAUGCUCAGCGUGGGUUGACGACUUGGAUAACGACGAUGAGGCCUUCUUGCGAACGCAUGAAUGGACAGAGGCAAUGAUUGAUGGAUUCGAGGCGCAAGAAAUUUGGGAUGCAUAUGGGAUUGUUUCAGAUGUUACGCCAUUCACAGCUUCGUUCCCUCGGGCAAACAUUCACGAGCUUCUUGCCCCCGACCUUCUCCACCAGAUCAUCAAGGGCACGUUCAAGGAUCACCUCAUCGCUUGGAUAGGUGACUAUCUUGUCCAGGAACACGGAGAGGCAGCUGCAAAUGCGAUCUGGGAUGACAUUGACCGAAGAAUAUCUGUUGUACCAGCUUUCCCUGGCCUGAGAAGAUUUCCGGAUGGGAGGCGCUUCAAACAAUGGACAGGGGACGACUCAAAGGCCUUGAUGAAGGUAAUCGUUCCAGCACUUGUUUCGAAGGUUCCCGACGCUAUGAUUCACUGUAUGACGGCGUUUCUCGAUUUUUGCUACCUUGUCCGCCGCUCUGUCAUCACGGAAUCCGACCUCGACAUUUUGGACGCCACCCUUUCUCGCUUCCAUCACUACCGAGAGGUCUUCCGAGAGCAAGGCGUCCGUGAUCAUUUUUCCCUUCCUCGACAACACUCACUUGUGCAUUACCGACUCUUGAUACAACAAUUUGGCGCUCCAAAUGGCUUGUGCUCAUCAAUUACCGAAGCAAAGCAUAUCAAAGCGGUGAAGGAACCCUGGCGCCGGUCGAACAAGUUCAACGCUCUUGGUCAGAUGCUUUUGACCAACCAGCGUAUCGCCAAACUUGGGACCCUCCAUGCACACCUCAAAGCCAAAGGCCUUCUCGAUGGCACCAUUGCCGACCAUCUUCACUCGCUUCUACAACGCCUCGAGGACCAGCUAAGCGAGUUGGAGGAUCUGUGUGAUGAUAUUGAGUUGGAGGAGGAUGGGGAGGGCGAAGAGGGAUUGGAGGAAGCCGGAAUUGAUGACGACGAUGGAGGCCCUGUUCCGGGUGUUGAUAUCCUGGGGGAGGUGGUCCUCGCAAAGACUCCAGGUGCGAAAUACGUGUUUUGUAAUGUGUAUAUUGAACUAAUGAAGGAACAUGACGCUCCAGAGCGUAUAUUCAUCCCAGACAUCGAGACUCUUGCAGAACAGCUCAAUCAGCCACACUACGACCUCGUCGACCUCGUCACUUCAUUCCUCGAAGAUCAGCUUCAAGCUCGGUACCCCGACCCACCUCGUGUCGACCUCGAUCUAUGCCAGAAGAUUCGUCGGUUCAAGUCUGCGAUUGCCACAUUCUGUGCACCCAGUGAUCCCUCUGGCCUUGGAGGAUUGAAGACAGAACGUAUCCGUGCCACUGCAUCAUGGAGAGGACAGGGUCCGCGCUACGAUUGUGUCUUCGCCGUUGUCAACGAGGGUCUCGAAGGAAUGCGUGCCUUGGCGGCGUUGAGGGUCAAGGCAUUCUUUUCUUUUGACUAUGAUGGCCAGUAUUACCCGUGCGCAUUGGUUGAAUGGUUCUCUGUUGUAGGCGACCGUCCAGAUCCUUUGACGGGGCUGUGGAUGGUGGAACCGGACGCCAAUCGAGGAGGGGACCGCGACACGACUGUGGUCCACAUCGAUACGAUAUGGCGUCUGGCUCAUUUAAUUCCGGUUUUUGGGAACUCUCUCAUUCCGUAUGAACUUCAUUUCUCCGAUGUUCUUGAUGUAUUCAAUUUGUUCUAUCAAGCAGAACGAUUAGUCAGUGGGCGUAUUCAGAUAGCGGCUGACACAUCUCCGACUCAAUUUUGCUUCAUUGCCAUACGCACUCACUCCAUGACCAACCUCCACCUGAAGCGUGAACGAUCGCCCUCCAGCUCACCUUCCUACGACGCCAUUAAACGUAUACCGGCUCGACGUUGCCAGUACGACUUUUCCAAACCACGCAGCCCCAAUCAACCCCCUCCCAUCUUUGACACCGACACAAGCCCGGUCCAGCCCAUAAAAUUCCCUCCCUUGAGGGCGCCGAUGAACACUUGCAAGAAAUCAACCAUUGCCGUAGCCAGCAAAACUUCGAGAGACGAAGGGACUUCAGUUAAGGGAGAGAGGGAAUCUGGUCUUCAAGUUGGGGCUGGACCAGUCGGCGGUACACGCGAUGUGACUGUGUUAUCACAUGAAACAAUAGGGUCAACACCAUCCUCCGGAAACUUCAAGCCACCUCGACUGGCUGAUCUGGUUGUGAAAGAGCGAGACCUCGAGGAAGAAAUCAAAUCGAAAAUCAAUCUGCUUGCAAGUGUACGCCUACAGCAAGUUCAAUCCGAGGCCUCCGUCCUACGUGCAAAGCUUAUCCUUCAAGAAAAAUGGGUCGAGCGACUGGAAGCUACGCUGUUAGAAAAUAGGAUCCCGCUCCCAGAAUUCCCAGUUCCGGCACUGAUUUCCUCGGUCUCCCAUUAA
This is a messenger RNA of Coprinopsis cinerea okayama7#130, 3708 nucleotides long. RefSeq lists its product as hypothetical. The transcript has 10 exons. The coding region runs from base 1 to 3708 and encodes 1235 amino acids. NCBI's taxonomy places the organism in Eukaryota, Fungi, Basidiomycota, Agaricomycetes, Agaricales, Psathyrellaceae. The record is from RefSeq and is a predicted model, not a curated record.